This is a messenger RNA of Grus americana (Whooping crane), 2808 nucleotides long. It is a transcript of the gene STYX, whose product is annotated as serine/threonine/tyrosine interacting protein. Gene Ontology annotation, cellular component: cytoplasm; nucleoplasm. The record is from RefSeq and is a predicted model, not a curated record. Bases 1723 to 2325 code for a protein of 200 amino acids. Gene Ontology annotation, biological process: protein dephosphorylation; negative regulation of SCF-dependent proteasomal ubiquitin-dependent catabolic process; negative regulation of protein binding. The transcript has 11 exons. Lineage: Eukaryota; Metazoa; Chordata; Aves; Gruiformes; Gruidae. Gene Ontology annotation, molecular function: protein tyrosine/serine/threonine phosphatase activity; F-box domain binding.
ACUAUGUUUUUUUCUUUUUUGGUUUUGUUGUCAAGAUUUAACACCCUCUUCAGAGCUGUGGAGGUGUUUACAAGUCAUUUUGGUUGUUUUCAGAAAGUUGUAAUCAGUUUGUAUCUGAACACAAAUUAUAUACCAUCUUAAGGCUUAUAAUUUGUUUCAUUUAAAAUAUUUUUUUCUUUCUGGAGAAACCAAUCAUAUUAUCUACAGUUACUUCUGAAAAAUGGUGAACUAGAUUAGCCUGGAUGGCUUUUUGAACCUGUUUAUAACUAGAAUGGCUAAAAAGGAGCGUGCGGUUAAAAUAGUUUUAAAACCAGAGGUCACUGCUAGUCUAACAACUCUUAGCUGAUGAAAACUGAAAUUGUAAUACAGUGUCCUUCAGAGUAGAUUUUAUUUUUUGCUUUUUUCAUGCUCUAUCUCUCAAUAGUAUAAUGUAUAGAAUGUUAGAACUUGACAUGCUGCAAGACCAUAGUGGAGAAUUUCAAGGACUGUUUUUAAAAACUGUAAGUUCAUUUUUUUUUUUUUCCAAAACCUUACAUUUGUGUCUGACUUGAUCUAGAUAUACUAUAGUUGGAAUAUUUGUGGGAAACGGAAAAGUUAAAGCCAGUGUAAGAAUGUCAGAGUUCUUGUGGAGCUAACUUCUUAAGCAAAGCAUAAGAGACUUCUGUCUUGGGCCUUCAGCCCAAUCCUUAAGAAGAUGCUUUAGAAAAGCAAACUAAGGCAACUAAAGUCGUUCUGCCUACAAAAUGUAGUUAUUUGUGGAAAGCUGAAGAUCAUCUCUUGUGUAUUACAGUGAGGAGGCUCUUUAAUGAGGAGUGGUCUCUAAUAUUUCAGCAAGUUGCUUAUAUAUGGUUUAAUGCUGUCUUGGUAGAUUUGAUUUCAAGAUACUGGGGGGGGGAAGUGGAGGAGAGCGAACUUGGAAUGCCUGGUUUACUUCCUGAAGUAGGCUGCUCAAGAGUAAGUGCAACUUUGUGGUCAUUUUAAGGCAAUCUGCCACCCCUAGCUCCCUUAUGCUGGCGGACACCAGUAACCAUGUGACAGCUUAAAUAAUAAUAAUCAUCCAAAUCAGUGAGCUGAUCUGGCUGACUGCACAACUUCACACUCCCUAGUGCUGGCACAAGGAAAACUCAGAGAGCGGGCAAGGCUGUCUGUUGAGGGGGGGACAGCAGCCUGUGGCUGGAUUGACUUAGGCUGCAGAAACGUACUCUGGAUAAAUAGGUCAGUUUUCUGCCCUCUAGAUUGUUUGCAAUGUCCCCAAUCCAUACGUAGUAUUAUGAAUUGCUGUUUUUUUAAACUACUUGGCCAUUGGUACUUUUUGGAGCUUCUGAAAUGCCGCAUUAAGAAAUGCUGGUAAUGUUUACCUGCCAGAGAGAGUUGUGCCUUCUUUGCAUUCCUGAUCUGAUACCAUCUCAGGAAUUGACAGACCAGAAGUUUGUUGUUCUGAGUACUCUUAGCGACAUGCGUCACUCUUUCGCUGCAGUUCGUGUGUACUUAAAGUUCGUACAGGCGGUGAAACCGUGGUUGUUACAGGUCAAGCACAGACAGGUAUUCGCCAGCGUCUGCCACGCUUUGAUACAAAUGUGUGUCAGUGCUGGCUUGUGGUGCUUCCUCUAGUCCGCUCUCAUGUGCUGGCUGCAGUCUGGGUGAAUUGUCCAGUUCUGCAAGAUGAGCUAAUGAAGUCUGGGAUAAACCAGCUUCCAUCUUUCAGUGGAUUGGACCUAUCCCAUGAGGAGAGAGAUGCAGGAAAUUUUACCUGGGUUAUUUUUAGGCCCGUAUUCUUCAGCUAUGAAAAGCAAGCUACCUAUACUUCAGAAACAUGGCAUAACCCAUGUAAUAUGCAUACGGCAAAACAUUGAAGCAAAUUUUAUUAAACCAAACUUCCAGCAGUUAUUUAGGUAUUUAGUCUUGGAUAUUGCAGAUAAUCCAGUUGAGAAUAUAAUACGAUUUUUCCCUAUGACUAAAGAAUUUAUUGAUGGAAGUUUACAAAGUGGAGGAAAAGUUCUUGUCCAUGGAAAUGCAGGGAUUUCUAGAAGUGCUGCCUUAGUUAUUGCAUACAUAAUGGAAACAUUUGGAGUGAAGUACAGGGAUGCAUUUACUUAUGUUCAAGAAAGAAGAUUCUGUAUUAAUCCGAAUGCUGGAUUUGUCCAUCAACUUCAGGAAUAUGAAGCCAUCUAUCUAGCAAAAUUAACCAUCCAGAUGAUGUCACCACUGCAAUUGGAGAGAUCCCUUGCGGUUCCACCUGGUACUACAGGUCAGAAGCCUCUCCUGUUGUGUGUGAUGCUGCCUGUCUUACCCGCUGUUGCAAGGAAGUUUAAAGCGAAUGCAUGAAGAGGAUGAAGAACUCGGAACCAUGCAAGUGGCAGCAGCACAGAACGGAUGAUAUCUGAGGACAAGCACUGUUUGUAUUGUGAAUCCCUGCCAAGAAAGGUGAAGAAAACUAGGGAAAAAGAAUCAAUAAUGCAAAGUGAUGAACACACACAUAGCUUCUUUUCAAUUACAUGUUGCUUUCAGAUGUAAAUCUGCCUCUGCAACACACUAAGCAUCAUUUUUAAGAUGUCGGACUUCUUGAAUGAAUAGAUGGCACUGAUUGUUUUACUCCUUUUUUACACUUUACAGUUUUAUUCUAAACCAAGAUUUUUGGACUUGCAAAGAGGUAUUAUUGCAAUAAUGCACUUUUCAUACUUGAAAUUUCUUUAUUUGUAUGAUAUAAAGUUAUUACUUUAAACAAAAUGCAAGCGGGGGGGAUUUGUUUAUAAAGUUAUUUGUGUAAUUUAUAACAAGAGACUUUAGUAAAGAAAAAGUUUGCUAAAA